Molecule: messenger RNA, 2892 nt
Organism: Hevea brasiliensis (rubber tree)
Lineage: Eukaryota; Viridiplantae; Streptophyta; Magnoliopsida; Malpighiales; Euphorbiaceae
Product: protein DA1
Exons: 12
Coding region: 1044-2498 (484 amino acids)
Molecular function (GO): ubiquitin binding
Source: RefSeq, a predicted model, not a curated record
AAAUCAGAAAAAUCACAUUCCUUGCUCUAGAGAAGAGAGAACCUUCUUUGGGGUCUUCUCCUAGAAGAAUUGCAGGGGGACCCCCACAUGCCUACCCACCAAAUUGGGUUUUGAUGAUCCUUUCGUUUCGUCAAACCCUUUUUGGUUUAUGACAAUAAUCUCUUAAUCUUAUACACUUUUGUGUUUAUUUGUCCAAAUUUGACUUUGUAAUUGCGUACAAUUCAAGCAUUCCUUCGCUGCCUACAUUCUUAGCGUAUAUGCAUUCUGUUUCUUGUUAUUUCUCUCUAACGCGUCUCUUCGCUAAUCUUCAUUCCUUUUUGGACAUAAAGAUUUUUCGGAUUAGAUUCUUUUUUCACACAUAAAAUACACAAAAGGAUUAUUGCCUGUUAACAAAAGAUUUUAUCUUUUCUUUGUCUGACUCUAAAUUUUGUGGCUUUUCGAGCUGUUUGGAUCUAAUCUAAUCUGGGUUCUUCUGCUUCCGCCAUUUAUUGCAAGUUUUUUCUUGAUUUCUUAUAGAUUGACUUGAGAGCUGAUGACAAGGUCUGAUAGCUCAACAAUGCCUUGUUGAAGAUUUUGCUUGCUAUAGUGUCUCCAUAGUUUCCAAUGAUUUCUAUAGACAAAUGCAAAAUAGUUGUAGUGUUAGUUAUCCUAGAACUGGAAUCAAUAUUUGCAUAUAGCAUAUAAAACGCCCUAAUUAUUGGAUUGCAGGGACUCUUGGAUGUUUACGCCCUUGCGUUACUAUUGUUUAUUUGUGGAUUGCUUUCAACUGCCUUCAGUUUUUUGCUUUCGGUUUGAUUUGAUCAUUUUUUUUUUCAAUGAAAUUCUCCUCAAUUCUAUCAUCUACCAAGUAAACUGAUUUUCUAAAUUUCAUUUUGAGUUGGAAACUGCUUGCCAACCUUUGCUUUAAUUUGUUUAUUCAGUUCUUAAGAAAUCCUAUUUAUCUUUUUCACAUAACAUAAAAUAGAAAUAUUAAGUAGAAUCUGACUCUUGGGUUAGCAUCAUUGUAUGAAUGGUUUAUCUUUCAGGCAAGAAUUUCAUAGACCAUGAGCAGAUGGCUUAACAAAAUUUUUAAAGGCUCCAGUCAUCAUACUUCAAAUCGCCAUUAUAACGGAAAUUAUGGAGAGGAUCCUAAUUAUUAUGCUCCGUCUACUUCAGGGGCUGUGAGGUCAGAGCAGGAGAAUGAAGAUAUUGAUCGUGCUAUUGCAAUUUCCCUUGUAGAAGGACAUCAAAAUAGAAAAUUUGUUACUGAUAGCGAGACUCAGCUGAAAGAAGAUGAAGAACUUGCUAGAGCUAUACAAGACAGCUUGAAUGUUGAAUCUCCUCCUCAGUAUGGAUAUGGAAAUGGAAAUGGCAAUGCAUACCAAGGCAAUUUAUAUCAACCUGUCCCAGUCCAGUUUCCAAUGGGGUACAGGAUUUGUGCUGGUUGCAAUACAGAGAUUGGUCAUGGAAGAUUUCUAAAUUGUCUCAAUGCAUUUUGGCAUCCAGAAUGUUUCCGGUGCCAUGCCUGCAACCUACCAAUUUCUGAUUAUGAGUUCUCUGUGUAUGGUAAUUAUCGUUAUCAUAAAUCUUGCUACAAGGAGCAGUACCAUCCUAAAUGUGAUGUUUGCAAGUACUUUAUUCCAACAAACCCUGCUGGUCUUAUUGAAUAUAGGGCACAUCCUUUUUGGAUACAGAAAUACUGCCCAUCUCAUGAACACGAUGGUACUCCCCGGUGCUGCAGCUGUGAGCGAAUGGAGCCACGAGACACAGGAUAUGUUGCACUUAAUGAUGGUCGGAAGCUCUGCCUAGAGUGCCUGGACUCUGCAGUCAUGGACAUCAAUCAAUGUCAGCCCCUUUACCUUGAUAUACUGGAAUUUUAUGAAAGUUUGAACAUGAGAGUGGAGCAGCAUGUCCCACUACUUUUGGUUGAGAGACAAGCACUGAAUGAAGCCAGGGAGGGGGAAAGGAAUGGCCAUUAUCAUAUGCCAGAAACCAGAGGACUUUGUCUUUCUGAGGAACAAACAGUCAGCAGGGUAGUAAGACGGCCAAGGUUUGGAGCUGGAAACCAGGCCAUGGGUAUGGUAACAGAGCCUUACAAAUUGACACGUCGUUGUGAGGUGACAGCGAUUCUUAUUUUGUUUGGCCUCCCAAGGUUGCUUACUGGGUCAAUCCUGGCUCAUGAGAUGAUGCAUGCAUGGAUGCGACUUAAAGGUUUCCAACAUCUCAGUCAAGAUGUUGAAGAGGGCAUUUGUCAGGUGCUUGCAUACAUGUGGUUAGAGUCACAGCUCCGAACUGGUUCUGGCAGCAAUGUUGCUUCAUCCUCUGCUUCUCGAGCUUCAAAACGGGGUGCAAGAUCUCCAUUUGAGAGGAAGCUGGGGGAAUUUUUUAAACAUCAGAUUGAAUCAGACACUUCCCCUGUAUAUGGAGAUGGAUUCAGAAUAGGCCACCGAGCAGUGCAAAAAUAUGGCCUUCAAAGGACACUUGACCAUAUUCGAAUGACAGGGACAUUUCCAUAUUGAACUCCUGAAUCUUGAAUUCUUACCAUGCUUUUCUUUAACACAGUUAAAAGCUUUGGCCUUUUCCUAUACGACCCCAAGGCCAAACCACACUGCACAUAGGAAUUGUUUUCUAGAGUAGUUUUUAGCAGUCCUGAUAUGUUUUUCGUCCCAUGGGUAUGAUUCCAUUGAAUAGCCUUUUUUGAUGAAGUUAUUAUUUAAUGAGAAAUAGUCAUUCGUUGAUUUAAGUUUCGUGUCUCGCUCAAUUCUGAUACAUAAGCUCAUUUCAUUAACAUCGGGUAUAUGUGCUCAUUACGUCUCAUCUUUUAGAGCAAUCCUUGUUGUUGCUGAUACAAUUCUAGAUUGUUUAACGGAAACAAUGUAUAAAUUCUUUUAUUAAAGAAGUCUACUUUAUUUA